Pleuronectes platessa (European plaice) is the source of this 4143-nucleotide messenger RNA. RefSeq names its product heparan sulfate glucosamine 3-O-sulfotransferase 3B1. NCBI's taxonomy places the organism in Eukaryota, Metazoa, Chordata, Actinopteri, Pleuronectiformes, Pleuronectidae. The transcript has 2 exons. Gene Ontology annotation, molecular function: [heparan sulfate]-glucosamine 3-sulfotransferase activity. The record is from RefSeq and is a predicted model, not a curated record. Bases 262 to 1461 code for a protein of 399 amino acids.
CCCGGAGCAGCGCAGCAGCAGCGGCGCGUCGGUCGCAGCUUCCCCCGCGUCACCACCUCAGCCCCGCUGAAGAUCUCCUCGAUGCGUCUCCAUCCCUGGAUCUACCGCGUCCUCAGGUCCCACGUGCGUUAGUGGUGCUUAUCUAUUUAUUGGUCAGUUUAAGGAGAGCAUGUGCGUAAUUGCGCGCGGGUCGCCGUGGUGCCACCGGGAGUGACUUGGGCAAUAUGCGCCGCUGGGAUAUGAUUUUCACCCGAGAGGCUUAUGGAAUAUAGGCCGGUGUGUCUCAGCCUGAAUGCCCUGUGCUCCAGCCCCGUGAAGAAGAAACUAGUCCUGCUCAGCAUCAUGUUUUUCAUCUGGGUGUACAUGCUGUACUCCUGCGUGGGCUACUGCUCCACGAUGCCAACUUUGGCGGUGGACGGUUACCGGGGCAGGGAGGCUGGCCCCGCGGUGGGCAGGAGGACAGAGAGCGGCGGCACGGACCUGGUGUCCCGGCUGCUCGCCAAGCCGCAGCCGUGGGAGGAUGUGGAGAGCGACUACGAGGAGCCGUCCGUCCGCACCGGCUCGUCCCGGGACCUGCUCAACGAGGAGCCGGACGCGUACCGGGCCGAGGAGUGGGACGAGACGCGCGGCGAGCAGCAGAGAGCCCCGGAGCCCAGCGCCAUGUCCAGCUUCUCCAACGGCUCCGGGAGCAAGAAGCUGCCGCAGGCGAUCAUCAUCGGGGUGAAGAAGGGAGGCACCCGGGCUCUGCUGGAGUUUCUCCGGGUUCAUCCGGACAUCAGGGCCGUGGGAGCGGAGCCGCACUUCUUCGACCGCAACUACGAGAACGGGCUGGAGUGGUACAGGGAGCUGAUGCCCAAGACCCUGGAGGGCCAGAUCACCAUGGAGAAGACCCCCAGCUACUUUGUGACCAGAGAAGCUCCCGCCCGGAUCGCCGCCAUGUCCCGGGACACCAAGCUGAUCGUGGUGGUGAGGGACCCGGUCACCAGGGCUAUCUCCGACUACACACAGACUCUGUCCAAGAAGCCCGACAUUCCCUCCUUCGAGAGCCUCACCUUCAAAAACAGGACUACGGGGCUCAUCGACACCUCGUGGAGCGCCGUCCAGAUCGGCAUCUACGCCAAGCACCUGGACAACUGGCUGCAGUACUUCCCCAUGGGCCAGAUCCUGUUCGUGAGCGGCGAGCGGCUGAUCAGCGACCCGGCCGGAGAGCUGGGCCGCGUGCAGGACUUCCUGGGCCUCAAGCGCAUCAUCACGGACAAACACUUUUACUUCAACCAGACCAAGGGCUUCCCGUGCCUCAAGAAGGCCGAGGGCAGCAGCAAGCCCCACUGCCUGGGGAAAACCAAAGGGAGGACCCACCCGAACAUUGACCCCGAGGUGGUGCAGAGGCUCCGGGACUUCUACCGGCCCUUCAACAUGAAGUUCUACCAGAUGACGGGACACAACUUUGGUUGGGAUUGACGUGAAGGUCCCGAGAGACUUUGUUGGAUUUGAUUUUUGUUUUGUUUUUCCUCUGUAAUUCAAUGGCAAGAUGUGGAAAUAUUGCUAUAUAUAUGUAAAAUGUACAGAAAUCUAUUUUAUAAUAAUUUAUUUUUAUUUCGAAGCAAUUAAUUCACUAAGCUGCCUAACCAUAUUUGUACAUAACAUCUGACCCGUGUGUUUUUUUUUUAACAUUCCUCGUUUUGAUUUGGAGUUCUCUCGCUCCUCGUCCUGUGAACUCAGUGGAUUUACUGGUGCUUCAUGACGGAGACCAUCAGCCAUGCUGGGAGAAGAACCUGGGGUGGAACAUGUAAACACACCAGAUUACGGGUACAGAGUGGAGAACACAUAUCAAUUGUGCGUCCUCAUUUAUUAUAUGCAUCACAACUUCAUCCUGUUCGAACCCUGAGUGUGAUUCUUCUACAGGUUGUUUCACUAAGGCUACGUCCACACUACCAGGCUUUCAUUUGAAAAUUAAAACAGAUGAACGUGACUCUAGAGUUUUUAGAGUUGCUAAAAACUCUGCGUUUUAUUCUGAAUGUGUAGAAAUUAGAUGUUUGCAAACAUUGACGCUCACUAACGCUUGAUGAUUGGAUCCUUAGCUCCCAUCACAUGACAGCAUGAGCCUCGGAUGCAUUUAACAAAGCUUCAACCACUUACAUGCGUGCAACCCACUAGUGGUCACGUGAUUACAUUUAAGUAUAAAACAGGAUUUAAAAUUGAUCCCGUUUUAGUUUUUCAAACUCCAUUUUCAAAUGAAAACACAGUAGUGUGGCUGUAGCCCUAAAAAACACACAACUUCCACUUUUCUCAUACCACAAAAUCUUUGUUUGUCUUCGGGCCGAGCUGCAGAUCUGGUGUCCCCCUCCUCUCAGUAACAGGUGGAUCAAUAGUCCUAAUUGAUCCUCAUUGUGUCGCUCAUACUUAGAGGAUCCAGCUGCCCUUUCAUCCCCGGUGCUCCUGCUGCCUGCUCUGAUGAAUGACCCGUCCGUCAAACGUUAAACUCCAUCCCGGGCCCCAUCAGUGCCCAUGUUAACAUUAUGCUAAUUGGGUAAAGGUAACUGGAAGAUCAAUCGAGCCCCCCCCACCCCGCUCUCCGACUCCCUCCAUUAGGAGCAGCGUUGACUCGGAGCCAGACUCCUGCUCUAUCGGUCCAGGGUUCAGAGGUCACAUGAAGUCUCAAUCAAAUCUCCCUGAGCAGCCAUUUGAUUUGUUGUAGAGAGCAGGGCAGCAAAGGAAGGGGGGGUGGGGGGGUGCAGUGGGUAGGUGUAUGUGCCUUGUUUUCUCACGGUGAGAUGGAGAAGGCGCAUCUCUGCCCGAAAUGGAGCUUGAAGAUAGAAAAGAUGAGAAGCUCCAUUCAGACACGGAUCCGCCGCGGCCCCGUCUCAGAUCUCCUCACUCAGGAGAUCACAGGGAGAGGAAAGAGGUUUUUUAGUGAAGCAGGAAUGGCCUCAGGCAGGUGGGGGGGGGGGGGGGGGGAAUCAUUGUCUAACCUCUCCGGUGUCAUCACAAAUCCUCAUGUGCCGCCGUUUUACUUCAUGCCUUACUCGCCGUCUUCAUCCCCCCCCCCCCUCCCUCCACCACUGAUCUCACCUCCCAACUUGUUGCCAAAAAAAACACCUUUGGGUUGAUAUCACGUUUCCAUCCUCCACCCCCCCCCACCAACCCCACCACCGCUUCUUCUGUGUUUUCGUCUUUCUGCCUGAAUUCUUGAUAUGCAAGAGGGACAGUAUAAAAAAAAAUAUAUAAAAGAUAGCGUUCUUUGAAGUGCUGCUCCAUCUCACCGCACGCUAUUCUGAGAGGAUCGAGCUCUACGCCGCUCUAUGCACGCUCCAUGUGGCGGCCUUGAUGAAAAUGCAGGGAACACCGGGGGGAAGGGAUUUUUUAUUUAGGCGCCAUGAGCUCGAGACUGAAUGUACACAAGCCCCGUCCUCACGCAGGAGACUCUCUCACACGUCGGAUUGUCACUCAGCUUUAGUUGCGUUUUUGGGAUUGUGCGUCUUUUCCUUUUGAGGUUAAAGGAAAUGUUGUGCCUCUUUAACUCCGCCCCCCCCGCCUCCCACCCUGAAGCAUCCCAGUCAGCCUGCUCCUGUCAUUACACCUUCAUGGUGAAACCAGUUGGUUGAGCCUCAGACCAGUGGCAGCAGGGGAGAUGGAGGCUCGUGACACUGUAAUUUUUCUUUCUCUCUACCUGUGCAACCGUUCUUAAGAAUUUGAAGCCUUCACCCCCCCCCCCCUUAUCCCUCCUCAUUAGUGCAAUGUCUGAUUAAAAAAAAAAAAAAAGCAUUUACGCUGUUGCAUUGUAGAAGGAAAGUAACCGAUGGAGCUCUGCAUUUGAAUUUGGGUCAGGUACACGUGACUGGGAGUACAGUACAGAACCUGCAUCUGUUACGGUUGAGUUUUAUUCAACCUGUUCUGAGAUCAGAGGCGUUUGCAAUGUUCGUCCCACCCACAAUAUAAUAUGUAUCUAGUCUAGCAGAUCUGUGUGUACAGAGAAAGACAUGUAAAUCAAGUAUUUUGUGGUAUGUACAACAAAAGGAAUUAAUUUUACACAAUGCAAACGCAGAAUGGAACAGAUGUUUCUAGAUGAUUAAAUACUGAACAUUCAUAAUAUUUCUUUGUAUGGAAGAAAUAAAUAAAAAAGUAUAUAUUUUACCAAAAAAA